UAAAACUGAAAUAUACAUUGACAACUCAGCAAAAUACUUUUGUGAAGCAGAAGCAGCUAAAUAUUUCAUCACUGCGAGCAAUUUUUCAAGUUGCUAAGCUAAUAGCGUGCACUGGCAGACCAUUCAUGGAGGGAGAAUUUGUUAAACAAUGCCUUCUUUCUGUUGCCAAAGAGAUGUGUCCAGAGAAGGCCGAUUUAUUUAGUACAGUGAGUCUUUCAGGACCUACAAUUACAUGAAGGAUUGAAGAAAUGGGAGACAAUUUGCAUCAGCAUUUGCAAAACUCCGCAAAAAACUUUCCUAUUUUUCCUUGGCACUUGACGAAAGUAAUGAUGUUCGUGAUUCUGCACAACUUCUAAUUUUUAUUCGUGGGAUGAAUGACUAUUUUGAAGUCACAGCAGAGCUUGCUGCACUGCAAAGCAUCAAAGGAACAACUAUAGGAGAGGGUAUCUAAGUAAAGUUUUGCCAAACUGUGAAUGGUUUGGAGCUGGACUGGGCUAAACUAGCCAGUGUGACAACUGAUGGUGCUCCUAGCAUGGUGGGGUCCAAGAAAGGAAUAAUUGCUCACAUUAACCAAGAAAUGGACAAACAUAACCAUUCUCAUUCAAUAGCCAUACAUGGCCUCAUCCACCAACAAGUGCUGUGCAGUAAAUCACUGAAGUGGGGCUCUGUUAUGAAAAUUGUGGUAUCUUGUGUUAACUUCAUUAGAGCUGAUGCACUAAACCACAGACAAUUUCAGGAAUUUCUGUCUGAGCUAAACGUUGCCUAUGAAGAUGUUCUGCACCACACAGAAGUCCGUUGGCUGAGUUGAGGGAGAGUUUUGAAACAUUUCUAUGACUUACUUCCACAGAUUACAGCUUUUCUGCUUUCAAAAAACAAAGAAGUACCAGAGCUCAAUGAUGCAGAAUGGAAAUGGCACCUUGCUUUUCUGACAGAUGUAACAAAGCUACUCAGCAGUUUCAAUGUGCAACUUCAAGGAAAGGGGAAGCUCAUCUGUGACAUGCAAUCACAUGUGAAAGCAUUUGAAGUAAAAUUAAGCCUCCUCAUCAAACAAGUGAAUGAGGAAAAUUUCUGUCGUCUCCCUACAACUCAAAAUCUGUUAGUGGAAAAACCAUUGGUUGCACUCCCAAACAAAACAUGUGUGGAGUCACUGGAAAAGUUGCAAAAGGAGUUUCAAUUUAGAUUUAAAGAGCUUCAUCUCCAUGAACAGGACAUACAGGUUUUCCGUAACCCAUUUUCUAUUGACAUUGAAAAUGUGGAUACAACUUACCAAAUGGAACUGGCUGAACUACAGAAUUGUGACUCUCUGAAAGACAUACUCAAGUCAAGCAGCCUUCCUAAUUUCUAUGCAUGUCUCCCUCUGAGACAUAUCCUGAUUUCAGGAACCAUGCCCUCAAAAUGGCAACCAUCUUUGGCAGCACUUAUGUCUGUGAACAGACUUUUUCCAGAAUGAAACGUCUGAAAUCUCCAACCAGAACUAGAUUGAUGCACACUUGCAUCACUUGUUACGACGAGCAGUGACAAAUAUGGAACUGGACAUUGACCAUCUCAUUAGCCAAAAGCAGGCCCAUAGUUCCCAUUGAAAUACUGGCGAUCUGAGGGUGACCACGUCUGCGAGGGACUUUGCUAUCAGUCUGCCAGGACCUGGGGAGAAGGAACAGGCAGCUCCUUAUCUCCUCACCCUCUGCCAGCAUUUCGGGCACCCAGCAGGGACGCGUUUUAGGGUUCCCAUUGACUUCCAGGAAGGACGUGAGCCCUUCUCUGACCCCAGCUCGGGCAGUCACCUGUCUUUGCCGCAGUGAUAUUUAUCCCAUGACCCUGCGGUGCCUGGAGCCCUCCGGGAAUGGCGCGGAAGGGACGCGGAGCCAGUGGGGGACAGCGGGGUCAACGGAGGAGCCAUCCCCGGAGGCGGCGCGUCUGGCGAAGGCCCUGCGGGAGCUGGGUCAAACAGGGAGAAAUGGACUCCAGAGACAAACAAGUGCUUCGCUCACUGCGCCUGGAGCUGGGUGCAGAGGUAUUGGUGGAGGGUCUGGUGCUUCAGUACCUUUACCAGGAAGGAAUCCUGACUGAAAACCAUGUUCAAGAAAUCAAAGCUCAAGCCACAGGGCUCCGGAAAACAAUGCUGCUGCUGGAUAUCCUGCCUUCCAGGGGUCCCAAAGCAUUUGACACAUUCCUAGAUUCCCUGCAGGAAUUUCCCUGGGUAAGAGAGAAGCUGGAGAAGGCCAGAGAAGAAGUCGUGAUUGAACUGCCUGCAGGAUUGCUGAGUUACUUGGUGGCUCACCUUCCAAGUCACAAGAGAUUUCCAGGCUUGCCAGGAUGGGUUGAUAUUGGUGGCUGUUGUCGUGACAGGAUCAGUGGGCUCCCUCCGCACAUCCUCAACAGCUGCCCAUCAGACAAGCAGCUCAACCAGCUGGCCCAGAGGUUGGGCCCUGAGUGGGAGCCCGUGGUGCUGUCCCUGGGACUGUCCCAGGCAGACAUCUACCGCUGUAAGGCCAACCACCCCCACAACGUGCAGUCGCAGAUGGUGGAGGCCUUGGUCCGCUGGCGGCAGCGCUUCGGGAAGCAGGCCACCUUCCAGAGCCUGCACAGAGGCCUGUGCACCAUGGAGGUAGACCCCUCGGUGCUCCUGCAGGUGCUGGAGUGAUGGGGCCCAGGCCACCUGGCCAAGUCCCGGCUUCCACUCAGAGCAGGUGGUUUUUUGUUUAGAUUAGUUUUGGUUUUUUUCUUUUUAAUGAUCCUCAGAUUGAAGGAGAGAGCAAGGUUUCCACUUGACAUGUCUUGAGAGGCCAGAUGACUCGGCGGAUCUCCACAUUGUCUCUACA
Messenger RNA from Nycticebus coucang (slow loris), 2819 nucleotides. It is a transcript of the gene CRADD, whose product is annotated as CASP2 and RIPK1 domain containing adaptor with death domain. Gene Ontology annotation, molecular function: death domain binding; protease binding. The transcript has 5 exons. Bases 1841 to 2641 code for a protein of 266 amino acids. Lineage: Eukaryota; Metazoa; Chordata; Mammalia; Primates; Lorisidae. Gene Ontology annotation, biological process: regulation of apoptotic process; signal transduction. The record is from RefSeq and is a predicted model, not a curated record.